AUGGACCCAAUAGAGUACAACGGCUCUUGCUCGGCAGUGGUCGAGCAGGACCAUCUCCGGACAAUUUUCGCACUGGCGCUGUCAUCGAUGUACCGGAAGGAAGUACCUUUGUAUGGCGACCUUGUUAGCAUCGUGCGUGACAUAAACAGCCAGGUGCUGUUCCGAACGAGGCUGGGGUUGGGCAGUGACAGCUCCGAACGCCUGGACGUGGAGAGACAUGGCGCGAUUCGACUUGGUACCCCAGCGGAGCUGCAAACUGUGCGGCGCAUAUUCGCUUUGCUUGGAAUGCGGGCUGUUGACUAUUACGAUCUGUCUGUAGCCGGUCUGCCGAUGCACGCAACAGCAUUCCGAUCCGUCGACAGAGAGUCUCUUGCACGAAACCCCUUCAGAGUAUUCACAACGCUUCUUCGACCGGAACUUCUGGACUCUGACGAGGCCCGCAUGCUAGCUCUGAAACUUCUUGAGCGCCGGCAAAUCUUCACCGAAAAGCUUUUAGAAUGGCUUGACAUUGCAGAUAGCCAAGGUGGAAGACUGAAGGCUGAUCAAAUAGAGCAUUUCAUCCCACAAGCGCUGCUAACGUUCAGUUGGAGGCCAACAGCGGCUGCAACUUAUGCCGAGUAUGAGGAGCUGCGCGAAGAACACCCCAUUCUUGCCGACGUUGCCUGCUUCCAGUCGGCGCACAUCAACCAUUUGACACCACGAGUGCUCGACAUCGAAGCAGCGCAUCGUGCUAUGCAGGCUGCAGGCAUGGCGGUGAAGAGCGCUAUUGAAGGUCCCCCUCAGCGGCAACACCCAAUCUUGCUGCGCCAGACCAGCUUUCUUGCGCUUGAGGAGCCCGUGCGAUUCCCGUAUAACGAUAGCAUCGUCGCGUCGGACUUGGUAUCAGGCUCUCACAAAGCAAGAUUCGGCGAGAUCGAGGAACGAGGCGCCGCCUUGACCGCGAAAGGCCGACAGCUCUAUGAUGAGCUACAGAGCGCAGCCCUGUGCGCCGGGCAGUCUAUCAUCGAACAGAGUCGACGUGACGCCAUCGUAGCUGCGGUGUUUGAUCGCUUUCCAGAUGACUGGAGCGCACUGAGAUCGCAGGGCUUGCUGUUCUGCGAGUAUUCUUGCGACACAACUCGAAUCAAGACGGCCAUGUCUUUGGAAAAGAAGUCACACUUCACACCGGAACUGCUUGAGGCUCUCAUCACUGAAGGCGUGAUACAGGCUCGCCCAAUCACUUACGAAGACUUCUUGCCGUUCUCCGCAGCUGGUAUCUUCCGGUCGAACCUGCAGUCCAACUUCAAACAAGCAGCAAUACAGUCAUUGGCACGUUACGAUCGAAGCGGACUCGAGUGCGCGCUUGGCUGCAAAGUACUGUCUUCGGAGACGCUAUACGCGGGAAUCGAGGAGGAGAGCCUGGAAAGAUGCGCAGUUGCAUUGGGACUUGUUCGUUAG
Messenger RNA from Baudoinia panamericana UAMH 10762, 1437 nucleotides. RefSeq lists its product as uncharacterized. The record is from RefSeq and is a predicted model, not a curated record. The coding region runs from base 1 to 1437 and encodes 478 amino acids. The transcript has a single exon. Gene Ontology annotation, molecular function: oxidoreductase activity. NCBI's taxonomy places the organism in Eukaryota, Fungi, Ascomycota, Dothideomycetes, Mycosphaerellales, Teratosphaeriaceae.